GGGAUGUGACGAGCGACGCGCUGUGCAUUGUGGGAAGCCGGCCGCGAGGACUGGUUCCAGUUCACUCGGCAGCGGCGCCGGGCGGAGGGGGAGAGCGCGGGUCGCGCGGGCGGGAAGCGAAGAGGCGGGCGGGCCAGCGAGGAGCGCGGAGAGAAAAGGCGCGAGCGGCCAGGAGGGCUCAGGCCGAGACACCUUGCAGCUGCCGCCGCCGCCACCGAGCCGCCGCUGUGCUCACUGAUCCGCCUCCAGGGCCACCGCCAUGUCGAGCCGCGGUGGGAAGAAGAAGUCCACCAAGACUUCCCGGUCUGCCAAAGCAGGAGUCAUCUUUCCCGUGGGGCGGAUGCUGCGGUACAUCAAGAAAGGCCACCCCAAGUACAGGAUUGGAGUGGGGGCACCCGUGUACAUGGCUGCCGUCCUGGAAUACCUGACAGCGGAGAUUCUGGAGCUGGCUGGCAAUGCAGCAAGAGACAACAAGAAGGGACGGGUCACACCCCGGCACAUCCUGCUGGCUGUGGCCAAUGAUGAAGAGCUGAAUCAGCUGCUAAAAGGAGUCACCAUAGCCAGUGGGGGGGUGUUACCCAACAUCCACCCCGAGUUGCUAGCGAAGAAGCGGGGAUCCAAAGGAAAGUUGGAAGCCAUCAUCACACCACCCCCAGCCAAAAAGGCCAAGUCUCCAUCCCAGAAGAAGCCUGUGUCUAAAAAAGCAGGAGGCAAGAAAGGGGCCCGGAAAUCCAAGAAGCAGGGUGAAGUCAGUAAGGCAGCCAGCGCCGACAGCACGACCGAGGGCACACCUGCCGACGGCUUCACAGUCCUCUCCACCAAGAGCCUCUUCCUUGGCCAGAAGCUGAACCUUAUUCACAGUGAAAUCAGUAAUUUAGCCGGCUUUGAGGUGGAGGCCAUAAUCAAUCCUACCAAUGCUGACAUUGACCUUAAAGAUGACCUAGGAAACACGCUGGAGAAGAAAGGUGGCAAGGAGUUUGUGGAAGCUGUCCUGGAACUCCGGAAAAAGAACGGGCCCUUGGAAGUAGCUGGAGCUGCUGUCAGCGCAGGCCACGGCCUGCCCGCCAAGUUUGUGAUCCACUGUAAUAGUCCAGUCUGGGGUGCAGACAAGUGUGAAGAACUUCUGGAAAAGACAGUGAAAAACUGCUUGGCCCUGGCUGAUGAUAAGAAGCUGAAAUCCAUUGCAUUUCCAUCUAUCGGCAGCGGCAGGAACGGUUUUCCAAAGCAGACAGCAGCUCAGCUGAUUCUGAAGGCCAUCUCCAGUUACUUUGUGUCCACAAUGUCCUCUUCCAUCAAAACGGUGUACUUCGUGCUUUUUGACAGCGAGAGUAUAGGCAUCUAUGUGCAGGAAAUGGCCAAGCUGGAUGCCAACUAGGCUGAGCAACAACAGAACCAGCUGCACCAUGUACCCCACCUCCAAUUUAAAAGAAAAAAAAAAAAUCCCCUUCACUCCUACUGGGAGGUGGGACCCCUUUCAUUUUCAGUUUUGCUCAUCUAGGGAAAAUAAGGCUUUGGUUUCCAGUUUAAUUGUUUUUGACCUUCUAAAAUGUUUUUAUGUUAGCACUGAUAGUUGGCAUUACUGUUGUUAAGCACUGUGUUCCAGACCGUGUCUGACUUAGUGUAACCUAGGAGAUUUUAUAGUUUUAUUUUAAUGAAACCCUGAUUGACGCACAGCAGUGGGGAGAACAGCGUCUUUUACCUGUCACCGAAGCCAGGAAGCCCGUUUGUAACCGUGUGUUGUGGUGCUUUAUCGUACACCCAGUGGCGUUCUUUCUACUCUAAUGUUCUUUUUGUUUCCCCCCUCAGAAGAAUCAUGAAUUUGCAACAGACCUAAUUUUUGGUUACUUUUUGUCUUAUUGAUGGAUUUGAAAACGAAAGAUUUAAAAAGGCAAAGCAGAAUCUGUUGUCCUUAAUUAUAUUUGCAAUUUGGAAUUUGUGUGAGUUGAGUUAGUAAAAUGUUAAACUGUU
Molecule: messenger RNA, 1968 nt
Organism: Symphalangus syndactylus (siamang)
Lineage: Eukaryota; Metazoa; Chordata; Mammalia; Primates; Hylobatidae
Gene: MACROH2A1
Product: macroH2A.1 histone
Biological process (GO): nucleosome assembly
Cellular component (GO): nucleosome
Molecular function (GO): DNA binding; protein heterodimerization activity; structural constituent of chromatin
Source: RefSeq, a predicted model, not a curated record